This is a messenger RNA of Bipolaris sorokiniana ND90Pr, 480 nucleotides long. RefSeq lists its product as uncharacterized. NCBI's taxonomy places the organism in Eukaryota, Fungi, Ascomycota, Dothideomycetes, Pleosporales, Pleosporaceae. The transcript is spliced from 3 exons. The record is from RefSeq and is a predicted model, not a curated record. Gene Ontology annotation, molecular function: oxidoreductase activity, acting on paired donors, with incorporation or reduction of molecular oxygen; heme binding; monooxygenase activity. The coding region runs from base 51 to 308 and encodes 85 amino acids.
CCGGAACCAAAAGGGUUCCCUAUCAUUGGCAAUGUUACAGCUCCGUGAGAAUGCUUGGACAACCCAUCAUCCUUCUCCACGACCGUGAUACGAUACGCGACAUCUUGACCAAGUCUUCAAAAAUAGCCUCAUCUCGACCCUCAUUCACUUUUGCAGACAUGUGCGGAUUUGGGGGGCUACUGAACCUUCUGUCGUUCAAUUCCACUUACUUGCUACAUCGCAAAAUGAUCCACAAACAUUUUGGCACAAAGCUCAUGGCCGAACAUUUGAAGGAAGCUGAGAACCUUGAAUCUCACCGCUUUCUUUGAAACUCUCUUAAAGACCCAUCUGGCUUGUUCAAGCACGUUAAGUCCGAAGCGAGCGCCGUCAUUCUUCGCAUCACGUAUGGUUAUUGCAUCACUCCAAGCUGCCUCGACCCAUUGGUCCAUAUGAUCGAAGAAACAGUGGAUGUAUUUGGUUAGGCAUCUGAUCUAUAGGCAU